AUGUCUUCUGAUUCAUUUCGUGUUGAAAAAGAUACUUUUGGUGAACUUAAAGUUCCAUCAGAUAAGUAUUAUGGAGCUCAAACUGCUAGAUCGAUUAUGAAUUUUAAAAUUGGUGGUCCUGAAGAAAGAAUGCCACUUCCAGUUGUACAUGCUUUUGGAUAUCUUAAAAAGGCUGCUGCUAUUGUUAAUACACAAUAUGGUUUAGAUAAACAAGUCAGUGAUGCUAUUGUUAAAGCUGCUGAUGAAGUUAUUGCUGGAAAACUUGACGACCACUUUCCUCUUGUUGUUUGGCAAACUGGUUCUGGAACACAAUCUAACAUGAAUGUUAAUGAAGUCAUUUCUAAUAGAGCUAUAGAACUUCUUGGAGGACAACUUGGUUCUAAAACACCAGUUCAUCCAAAUGACCAUGUUAAUAAAUCACAAUCUUCUAAUGAUACUUUUCCAACUGCUAUGCAUAUUGCUGUAGCUCUUGAAAUUAACAAUCGUCUUUUACCAUCAUUAAAUACUUUAAGACAUUCCCUUGCUGCUAAAGCUAAAGAAUUUGAGAAGAUUAUUAAGAUUGGACGUACUCAUACACAAGAUGCUGUACCACUUACUCUUGGGCAAGAAUUUUCUGCUUAUGUUACACAAAUUGAAAAUGGUAUUGUACGUAUUCAAUCAACACUUCCACAUUUAUAUCAAUUAGCUGCUGGAGGUACAGCUGUUGGAACAGGACUUAACACUAGAAUAGGAUUUGCUGAGAAAGUUGCUGAGACUGUUAAGAGUCUUACUGGACUUCCAUUUGUUACUGCUCCAAAUAAGUUUGAAGCUCUUGCAGCACAUGAUACAAUGGUUGAAGUUCAUGGUGCUCUUAAUGUUAUAGCUACAUCUUUAAUGAAAAUUGCUAAUGACAUUCGUUUCCUAGGUUCUGGACCACGUUGUGGAUUAGGAGAACUUUCUCUUCCAGAAAAUGAACCUGGUAGUUCUAUUAUGCCAGGAAAAGUUAAUCCAACUCAAUGUGAAUCACUUACAAUGAUUGCAGCUCAAGUUUUUGGUAAUCAAGUUGCUGUAACUGUUGGAGGAUCAAAUGGACAUUUUGAAUUAAAUGUAUUUAAACCAAUGAUUGUUAAAAAUGUUCUUCAAUCUAUUCGUCUUAUAGCUGAUGGUUGUGUUUCAUUCUCAAAGAACUGUGUUGAUGGCAUUAAAGCAAACGAAGCUAACAUAAAAAAAAUUCUUAAUGAAUCCCUUAUGCUUGUCACAGCUCUCAAUCCACACAUUGGUUAUGACAAUGCUGCUAAAAUAGCUAAAACAGCUCACAAGAAUGGCACUACACUUAAGGAGGAAGCUGUUAAACUUGGAAUUCUUACUGAAGAACAAUUUGACAAAUGGGUUAGACCAGAGGAUAUGCUUGCACCAAAAUAA
Molecule: messenger RNA, 1401 nt
Organism: Strongyloides ratti
Lineage: Eukaryota; Metazoa; Nematoda; Chromadorea; Rhabditida; Strongyloididae
Product: Fumarate hydratase, mitochondrial
Exons: 2
Coding region: 1-1401 (466 amino acids)
Biological process (GO): tricarboxylic acid cycle; fumarate metabolic process; malate metabolic process
Cellular component (GO): tricarboxylic acid cycle heteromeric enzyme complex; mitochondrion
Molecular function (GO): fumarate hydratase activity
Source: RefSeq, a predicted model, not a curated record